UAUUUCAAAGGACUCAUGUAGGAAGUAAAUAAAAUGUUAAAGAGGGUGACCCACAAGUUAUGUUAUAUUCUUUUAGUAAUAUCCCAGUUCUGGUUUGAACUUUAGCUUCAUUCAAUUUAAAUGUUCUUUAUUUGCUGGCCAUAUACAACUGAAAAGUGUGUGUGUGUGUGUGUGUGUGUGUGUGUGUGUGUGUGUGUCUGUCUGUCUGUCUCGGGGGUGGAGAUGCAGGACGCGCAGUCGGCUAAUUUUGGGGACCAGCAAUAGACAUCUUUCAAGGGUCAAACAUCUUGUGAUUCCUCGAAGUAUCCCCAGCCUUGUAUCAGAAAAUUGGCCUACAGACCAACAAUCUGAAGAUCCAUAGGCCCAGGAGCUCCGCCCCUCCUCGCCUCCUCUGGGGAAAACCACGGACCAUAGAGACGUGUCUUCAUAGAGAGUCGGCGAUUGGGGUGGUGAGCAACCGGAAGUCGGGAUGUCCCGGGCUCGGCCAUUAUUUUGGGACUGGUCCGGUGCCGCGUUGGGUUCUAGUGUCAUCUCCUAGCGGCAUGCCACCGAGGCGACAGUACCCAGGGCUAGACUGCGAGAGGAACUCUGAUGAAGUUCUCCAAGUUCUAAGGAAGAAACCAAGCAAGAAUUAAGGGGACGUGGAGAGGAACCUUUCUAAAAAGGCAACAAUGACGAGAGAAAAUUGGGCCCACAAUGCUCUGAGACAAGAGGGUCUUGUGAAAGGGAAGGAUGAUACCUGGAAAUGGGGAACCAGCUUCCAAGGGAGCAGCUCCUCUGUUUGGGAGACCUCUCACAUGCACUUUAGACAGUUACGUUACCAUGAGACAUCUGGACCCCAGGAGGCUCUGAGCCGGCUCCGAGAGCUCUGUCGCCGGUGGCUGAGGCCAGAAGCACGCACCAAGGCUCAGAUCCUAGAGCUGCUGGUGCUGGAGCAGUUUCUGAGCAUCCUGCCUGGGGAGAUUCGGACCUGGGUGCAGCUCCAUCGUCCUGGCAGUGGCGAGGAGGCUGUGGCCCUGGUAGAGGAGCUGCAGAAAGACCUUGAUGGACCAGCACUAAAAGGUCCAUUCCUUGUCCAGGACCAGGACAUUCUCCAGGAGGGGUUGAGUGCUCCUGGAACAGCAUUUGUUCCUGCAUCUCCCAGCAGCCAUUUAUCAGCUGAAAUUCAUCUGAAUCCUCUUUCUGACACAGUGGUGUUCAACCUCCAGGAUCCUCCACAUGAUUCUCCUGCCCCUGAGGCUUCUGCCCUAUCCCAGGAAGAGAACCCAAGAAAUCAGUUAAUGGCACUUAUGCUCCUAACUGCCCAGCCCCAGGAGUUGGUAAUGUUUGAGGAGGUGUCUGUAUGCUUCACUUCAGAGGAAUGGGCAUGUCUGGGCCCAAUUCAGAGAGCCUUGUACUGGGAUGUUAUGCUGGAGAAUUAUGGAAAUGUGACCUCUCUAGAAUGGGAGACCAUGACUGACAAUGAGGAGGUGACAUCAAAGCCAAGUAUUUCUCAAAGAGCAGAUGCUCAGAAAGGAAUAUCAAAAAGACUUCAAGGCAGUGUUUCCCAGGUCCCUGGUUUUGAGGAAGAAUGUGAAUGGCAAGUUUUGGAAAAUCAGUGGGGAAAUGAAACAGGAGAAAGGGUAGAUGCAAUGAAAAAAGGUUCCCUGUGUGAACAAGACAAGAAGAAAAGGACUUUACCAGAAAAACGGGGCCAGAAGUGGAAGGAAUUUGGAGAAAGCUUGACUUUAGGUUCAGCUGUUUCUGAAAGUUUAAUAGGUACUGAGGGAAAGAAAUACUAUAAGUGUGACAUAUGUUGUAAACAUUUAAAUAAAAUUUCACAUCUCAUAAACCAUCGGAGAAUCCAUACUGGUGAGAAACCUCAUAAAUGUAAGGAGUGUGGAAAGGGCUUUAUUCAGCGCUCAAGCCUUCUAAUGCACCUUCGAAACCAUUCUGGGGAGAAACCAUAUAAAUGUAAUGAAUGUGGGAAAGCAUUCUCUCAAAGUGCUUACCUUUUAAACCAUCAGAGGAUCCACACUGGGGAGAAACCUUAUAAAUGUAAGGAAUGUGGAAAGGGCUUCUAUAGGCAUUCAGGCCUCAUUAUACAUCUAAGACGCCAUUCAGGGGAGAGACCUUACAAAUGUAAUGAGUGUGGGAAAGUUUUCUCUCAAAACGCUUACCUCAUUGACCACCAGAGGCUCCAUAAAGGAGAAGAACCUUAUAAAUGUAAUAAAUGCCAGAAAGCUUUCAUUCUGAAGAAGAGCCUCAUUCUGCACCAGAGAAUUCACUCUGGGGAAAAACCCUAUAAAUGUGAUGAAUGUGGAAAAACCUUUGCUCAGACCACCUACCUUGUCGACCAUCAGCGACUCCACAGUGCAGAGAACCCUUACAAGUGUAAAGAAUGUGGGAAAGUUUUCAUUCGAAGUAAAAGCCUCCUUUUACAUCAGCGAGUCCACACAGAAAAGAAAACCUUUGGUUGUAAAAAAUGUGGGAAAAUUUUUAGUUCUAAGUCAAACCUCAUUGACCACAAGCGGAUGCAUAGCAGAGAGAAACCUUACAAAUGCACUGAAUGUGGGAAAGCCUUCACUCAGAGUGCUUACCUUUUUGAUCAUCAGAGACUCCACAACGGAGAGAAGCCCUAUGAAUGUAAUGAAUGUGGAAAAGUUUUUAUUCUGAAGAAGAGCCUCAUAUUACAUCAAAGGUUCCACACUGGAGAGAAUCUCUAUGAAUGUAAAGACUGUGGUAAGGUCUUUGGUUCUAACAGGAAUCUCAUUGACCAUGAGAGACUCCAUAAUGGGGAGAAGCCAUAUGAAUGUCGAGAAUGUGGGAAAACCUUUAUUAUGAGCAAGAGUUUCAUGGUCCACCAGAAACUUCAUACUCAGGAGAAAGCCUACAAAUGUGAGGAUUGUGGGAAGGCUUUCAGUUACAAUUCAAGCCUGCUCGUACAUCGAAGAAUCCACACUGGAGAAAAGCCUUUUGAAUGUAGUGAGUGUGGAAGAGCUUUCAGUUCCAACAGAAACCUCAUUGAACAUAAGAGAAUCCACAGUGGUGAAAAACCCUAUGAGUGUAAUGAGUGUGGCAAGUGCUUCAUCUUGAAAAAAAGCCUCAUUGGACAUCAGAGGAUUCACACAAGGGAAAAGUCUUAUAAAUGCAAUGACUGUGGGAAAGUCUUUAGUUACCGCUCAAACCUGAUAGCCCAUCAGAGAAUCCACACUGGUGAGAAGCCCUAUGCAUGUAAUGAGUGUGGGAAAGGCUUCACCUACAACAGAAAUCUUAUUGAACAUCAAAGAAUUCACAGUGGGGAAAAAACAUAUGAAUGUCAUAUCUGUAGAAAAGUUCUUACCUCUAGUAGAAAUCUUAUGGUACAUCAAAGAAUACACACUGGAGAGAAACCUUAUAAAUGUAAUGAGUGUGGAAAAGACUUUAGUCAGAAUAAAAACCUUGUUGUACAUCAGAGAAUGCAUACUGGAGAGAAGCCUUAUGAGUGUGAGAAAUGUAGGAAAUCUUUUACCUCCAAGAGGAAUUUAGUUGGUCACCAGAGAAUCCACACAGGGGAGAAACCCUAUGGGUGUAAUGAUUGUAGCAAAGUUUUUAGACAAAGAAAAAACCUCACUGUACAUCAGAAAGUUCAUACAGAGGAAAAACCCUGUGAAUGUGGUGAGGCUGAAAAGGAAUUUUCUCAGACUUCAAAACUUCAUUUUCAACAAAAAGUCCAUACUGUGGAGGAAUUUUCUUGGCUAAAAAAUGCCAGUGAGGCUAAGAUAGAGAUUCAAAAAAUCUAGUGGAGAUCUGGCAUUGUGGCUAAGUGGUAGAGUACUGCCUUGCAUGUACAACCCCCAGCACUGCAAAAAAAGAAAAAAAAAUAGUGUCAUUUGUAAAAUGGAAUAGAAUCCUAUUUAACCAUUAGAUGAAUGACAUAUAGUUUCUAUAAGAAAAAAAUCAUGACCAUUUCUUAUGGACAAGUGAAAGAAAGUUAAUCUAGACCUUCAAGUGUAGAAAAACAUAAUCCAAAUUCUAGUUCAAGGAUACUGUAUUCCAGACAUUUAUUAUGACCUUGGAAAUAGACCUUGGAGCAAUUGAAGACAGAAGAAACUGGAUUUGGGUCUUAUAAGCGAUAAUGGUGCAGUUGUAAGUGAUAGCAAAAAUGUCUUUAUUAAAGUGGACAUUGUUUCUGAAAAUAUGUAUAUUAUACAGUUUAAAGAUAGCAUCUCUGCUGCAGAAUGUCUGUAUAGACAGUAAAAUCCAGACACUGAGAUGUGGAAUUCAGUGGGCAAGAGAUUACCUGGCUCAUCCUUAAGACUAGAUGUAAAAUUAGAAGAGCUAGGUUUGGAUUCUCUUUCCCUUACUAUGUUAAUGUUAAGCCCACCUCUAAGCCUCAGAAUGCCUACCUCACAGGGUUGUUGUGAGGAGUAAGUGAAAGGAUGUUUGUGAAACCAUUUUACAAUAAAGUUAGAUGAGAGAAAGAGGUAUGGCCAGAGUCUACGCCAUGGCAUAAUCUAAGUUUGUUCAUUAAGUCAAUAUUAGAAUGAAGAGGAUUCCAUGAACCUCAAAGAUAGUCAUUUUUAUGAGUGGAAGUAUGACGGAUAGCUAACUUUGGGAUUUAGUACUCUAAAGACUUUUGAAAAAUAUAAUUUUAAAAUGUCUAAGGGAGUUAAUGUAUAAAAUGUCUACUUUGUUUUUAUGGAAAAUAUAUUAUGGCCAGCCAUUAACAGUGAUGCCAAGGAAAGCUAUUUGUUUUUUUGUUCUUUGAAUAUGGAACUUAAUAGAACAUCAAAAUUGAAGGACAGUCCUAUGUUGCUUUUUCUUUUUAUUGGGAGAAAUACAUAACCCCAUUAGCUGAGCUGAUGAUCCUUGCCACAGCCAUUUUCCAUUGUCAACAUUUAAUUGUUGCUGUCAUGUGAUAGAUUGUCACUUACAAAAAGACUUUCUGUCCCAGCACUUAAUUUACUACCUAAAUUUUUACACAGCCAAGCCUUCAAUUUCUGAUUAAGCCAAUGCAGAAUCCACUUCUAGGCAGCCACUGCGCUUUACUCCCUGUGAACCAGUUGUUCAUUCAGCUCGUGCACUAUUGUACAUUUAUUUGGGUUAAUUAGAAGAUAAAAUAUAAUUCUGUAUUCUUAUAUUUUAUCUUCUAAUUCUCCAAAUUCCAGUUUUGCAGGUAGAAUGUAAAUGUAUAUCAGGAUGGUGUUUUCUAAUACAAGCAAUAUCAAAGUGGUAUGUUGAUUAUGACAUGUUAUUAAUUCAACCCCAAAGCUCCUUUGAGGGCUGGUUCCUCAUUAUACUGAAAUGUAUACUGAGAACUGGAAGGGACCCAUAGUUUGAACUCUUUAAGAUCUGGAUGAGUCAGGUUCUGCCACUUGCCUUGGACAAAUCUCUUCACUUCUUGGAGACAUGAUUUCCACAUCUAUCAAACAGGAGGAAAAAUAUCUACCUCACAAAGUUGUUAUGAGGUAAUGAGUAUGAAAAUUCUUCCUAUUAAUGCUAUACAAGAAUCACCAUAGCUUAUAUAAUAAUUGCAAAAGGACAUAUUUUAACAAAGGAGAGAGCUAGCAUUUACCUUGUAACCAAGUGAAAAUACAAUAUAGCUAACUGAGCCCAUAUAAUGUGCCUCCUCUUGUAGUGUAAUAAGCCAAAAGAUCUUUAGCCUGAUUUUAAUCAAUUUUCUUAAACCUAAUUGGCAGUUUGUAGGAAAUACAGAAAGCAUAGGGAUAAUAUAAAAGAUGCCAUAAGAAACAGAAAAUUUCAGAACAUGGGAUAUUAGAAAAUUGCCCUGGAUUCUUCAAAAAGUCAUGAUAUAAAGGAAAGAAGAGUGAUCAUUAAUGAAGCUAUCCAUAAGGGGAAAACCCCUCACAACAUUGAGAACUAGGAUUAAGGAAAGAACUUGCAGAUGUCAUCAAAAGCAUGUUUUGUAAAAGGGGAAAAUGAUCAAUCGGACCUCCUCAAAAUUAAGAUAACUUUUCUCUACAAAGAUACUUUUAAGGGGAUGAAAAGACACUACAGACUGGGAGAGAACCAUUUGCAAAUCACAUAUCCAUCAAAGGAUUUGUAUCUAGACUACAUAAAGAACUCUGAAAACUUAUUGAUAAAAAAAAUUAGAAAUGCACAAGAUACCAACAGACAUUUCACUGUAGUUGACAGAUAAGCAAAUGAAAAGAUAUUCGACAUUAUCCAUUAGGGAAAUGUAAAUUAAAAUCUUGAGAUACUUCUAUGCACCUAUCAGAAUUAGCUAACUUUUAAAAAUAAAGUGAUUACACCAGUUCUGACAAGGAUGCCGAGAAACUGGAUUUCAUACAUUUUUGGAAAUGCAAAAUGGCACAAUCACUUUGGAAAACAGUUUGGCAGUUUCUUAUAAAACCAAACAUGCACUUAACUAUAUGCCUCAGUAAUUCCAUUCCCUAGCAUUUGUCCCAGGAAAUGAAAGCUUAUGUUCACAAAGACUUGUACAUAAUGUUCAUACAAUCUAUAUUAAUAUUCAAAACCUUUAGGUAUCAGGUGGUUAAAAUAAACUAUGGUAUGUCUAUACCAUGGAGUACUUAGUACUUGGCAGUAAGAUGACCUACAGCUUGUCACAACUAGAAUGGAUUCCUAGGGAAUCCCAUAUAUUAGGGAUGGUGUGAGGGAGAGGAUUGGAAUGUAACUAUAAAAAGGGUAGCACCAGGGAGGUUGGUGAUGGAAUAGUUGUAUAAUAGUGGCAGUUUCACAAAUCUCAUGCAAUACAAUGACAAACGCAUAGGCACGCACUGUACCAAUAUAUGCUUGCUAAUUUUGUCAUUCUAAUUACAUAAGAUGUCACCAUUGGGGGGGAAAUCUUUGCAACUUCCUGUGGAAUUGUCAUUUUAACAUAAAAUAUGAAUACACAAAAGAGCCAUAACUAAAAUACAGUGUUGUGAAACUGAAUUGGGGGAAAAAAAAACCUUUGAAAUGUACCUUAGGAGAAAUGUACCUUAGGAGAAAUUUGAAUACUGACUGUAUAUUAAGUGGUUUUAGAAUAUUACUGUUUUCUUACGUGUGAUGAUGGUGGUGUUAGUUUGGAGAAUAUUCUUAAGGGUUGCAUGCUAUUUGGAAUGAAGCGCUUUGAUGUUUACAGCUUUCUGAAAAGAUAACCUUAAAUAGAGAUAAGGCAAACAUAGCAUAAUGUUAAUUGUUGAGCCCAGAUGGAGGAUACGGGUAUUCUUUAUAUCAUUCUCAACUUUUCUGUACCGUUUGAUAUUUUCAAAAUAAAAUGUUUUGGGGAAAAUUA
This is a messenger RNA of Ictidomys tridecemlineatus (thirteen-lined ground squirrel), 7219 nucleotides long. It is a transcript of the gene Znf197, whose product is annotated as zinc finger protein 197. Gene Ontology annotation, biological process: regulation of DNA-templated transcription. Lineage: Eukaryota; Metazoa; Chordata; Mammalia; Rodentia; Sciuridae. The record is from RefSeq and is a predicted model, not a curated record. Gene Ontology annotation, molecular function: RNA polymerase II cis-regulatory region sequence-specific DNA binding; DNA-binding transcription factor activity, RNA polymerase II-specific.